UCCACAAUGAAGCACACAUAUGCACAGCAGGGGCAAGCCUCCCUCUUUCUAGAAGUCUGCUCCCUAAAUGAGGAGCCGCGUCUUCCUCUGCACACCUCCAUCGUCCUCUUUCUCUUGUCCUACUCUGAGUGCAAGUCUUUCAAAGUGUAUCUGGUCUUCACCAAACCUGCCAGCUCUCAGUCACUUAAGAGUCAGCUACCAGAGUCUUUGGAUGUGUGUGACGUUCAGCUGGAAGAUCUGCCCCAGUUGGUGAGGGGCUGUCGUCUCCCUGCAGUUUUGGAUGAGACUGGGAUGCUCUGCAGGGCAGGGCUGGCUGUAGUCCUGAGGCACAUUAUUAACAGGACCACUGAGGCUGACCCUUCCAGAAAUGAUGUACUGGCACUGCUGGGCUUCAAGAAGACAUGUCUGAAGGCCUGUGCUGAGGUGAGCAAGUGGACCAGACUGUGUGAAAUUGGUGUCCCCUCUGCUGUUGAAAAACACCUCCAAAAUCCCACAAAUCAAUAUCAGCAGCUGCCUCUCUCCAUCCUCACCUUAGAGCAAAGGCUAGCAGAGCCUGUCAAAGUCCACAAUGAUGACAAAAUACGGAGACAGAAACUUCAACAGCAGAGACAGAAGGAAAAGAACCAGUCCCCUGAAGGUCAAGGGAACGCAGACUCUGACACCCAGGCCGAGCAAUCACCUCAGGUCUGUGAUGGACUCGAGCUCAGGGCGGCUCUGGCCAAGCUGUCUGUGGAUUCAGUUCCAACUUCGACCACCAGAGAGAACUCUGACAUCAGAAAAGUGAAAACCACAGAUCUGCCUCUGCUGGAGCAUGUGUUUGCUGAAGGGCUGUACUUCACAUUGACUGAUGUGGUCUUGCUGCCGUGCAUCUAUCAGUACCUGUGUUCCCUCCAAGCCCACGCUGCGAGCACUCUACACAAACUGCCCCACCUGCUGCGUUGGUACAGCCGUGUUCAGGAGGUGCCUGGGGUCCUUCGGGCAGCCAAAGCCUGCGGGAUGACUCUUUGCAUCCCUGAAGCUCCACCGUCCAACCUCCAAGGGCAGUCAGCAGAGGACCAAACAACUAUCCAACUGGAGCAGGAACAACAGGAGAUGGCCACACAGCUGCCCUUUGUUGGUGGCCCCAGGCCUACAAUGACUAAACUUAAAGAAAAUGGCAUUGAAGCAGUCUUCGCUCCUCAUCCUUGCCCUGACUGGACUCUCCCAUGGGACAACUUACCAGAAGCUAUCAACCCCACAGAAGGGAAAAUGUCAAAUAUCCGUGCAGUCAGGAAGAGGCAACAGCUGAAUAACUUGGUUGCCAUGGUUACAGAGCUAGCCAGGCCAGGAUACACCGUUGUGGAUUUCUGCAGUGGAACCGGCCACGUAGGGAUCGUUCUGGCUCACACUCUUCCAGAUUGUCAGGUUAUUCUCAUAGAAAACAAAGAAGAGUCUUUGGUCAGAGCCCAGAGUCGCGGUGCCGAGCUUGGUCUGAAAAACAUUGGCUUCAUUCAGGCCAAUUUGGACUAUUUCACUGGACCGUUUCACAUUGGGGUUGCCCUCCAUGCAUGUGGCGUUGCAACAGACAUGGUGAUGGAGCAUUGCAUCCAGGCAGGAGCCGCCUUUGUCAUCAGCCCUUGUUGCUAUGGCUUUGUGCCUAACGCAAUCAAGUUCUCCUUCCCUAGGAGCAAAACGUUCCAAGAGACCCUGACUUAUAAGGAACACAUGAUCCUGUGCCGCUUUGCAGACCAAACUGCAGUCCAGCUUCCUCCUGAGAGGCGACUCAUAGGUAAGCAUUGUAUGGGCCUGGUAGACUUGGACCGCUCGUGGGCAGCUGAGACACAUGGGUACUCAGUGCGGGUGAUGACCAUGGAGCCUGAGAGUUGCUCACCAAAGAACAACAUGCUGGUGGGAAGGCCGCUGCAGAGGAGUGGACUGGAAGAUGGUGCUAGCCAAGUGGAAGCACCGGUGUGUAAUUAGGACCGCAAGCACCGGUGUACAGCACAGCAUCUUCAGUGUGGUCAGAGUUUGAGAAAGUACCCAGCCUCUGUGUGUUUUUUAUCCACCUGCAACAUUUUCUUUUUAUGAAUUUUUUUACAAGCCUUUUUUUUAAGGAAUGGCUCAAGAAAAUAAAAGAUGUUUGCUUCU
Molecule: messenger RNA, 2127 nt
Organism: Scomber japonicus (chub mackerel)
Lineage: Eukaryota; Metazoa; Chordata; Actinopteri; Scombriformes; Scombridae
Gene: gstcd
Product: glutathione S-transferase, C-terminal domain containing
Exons: 11
Coding region: 7-1959 (650 amino acids)
Source: RefSeq, a predicted model, not a curated record